Messenger RNA from Prunus armeniaca (apricot), 216 nucleotides. Lineage: Eukaryota; Viridiplantae; Streptophyta; Magnoliopsida; Rosales; Rosaceae. The record is from the annotation of a GenBank genome assembly.
AUGAAGCAGGCAGUCAUUCACGCCAAGGCCGAACACUUCAACUCUAAAGGAAUGCCUUCGGCAUCUCCUGGCCAGACGGCAAGCGCAAGUCAGCCUUCGGCAUCCACCUAUGACCGUUUGCCGCCGCACCAGACCGCUAAUCAAGCUCCUUGCCGAACGGCACCCACUGUGCCUGCACCUUGCACAAUUGGGGAUAAGCGAAGGGACUUGUUCUAG